Messenger RNA from Physella acuta, 1071 nucleotides. RefSeq lists its product as uncharacterized. Lineage: Eukaryota; Metazoa; Mollusca; Gastropoda; Physidae. The record is from RefSeq and is a predicted model, not a curated record.
AAUUAAUGUUUUAAAAAUAAAACAUUAUUAAUUUAUUAACAAAAUUGUUCAUUUUAAAAAAUGCAUUAUAGUUUUAUAAGCGAGGUUGUAUUUAUUGCAAACUGAAGUAUGAGGAAAUAAUUAUUUCAGUCACCUCGAGAAUUCUAACUCUGUGUGAAGUCCUACAAAAUGAGUUCAACAAAUAUUGCAGCAAUAGGAUUUCUAUCGCAGCCAGCAAAAUUGCCCAAAGAGUGGCAGCCAAGGCUUCAUGAAUGGAAAACUUACCACUGCAGUCAUCCAGAUGUAGCUAGAGCUGGGUGGAGGAAGUGGAGUGGAGAGCACCCUGAUUGGUACGCAUGGAGGUCGACCUCUCGUCACCCGGACUGGUUCAACAGGGAGACAGAUCGAAUAAGAAGAGCUGACUAUAAAAAUGUCAACUGGCACUGGGAAAGGCCAUCAAAACCAACUUCCAGAAAACUUGAUGAUUUCGUUCCCUACAACAAUGAGACCAUGAUGAAAGAUGUUCAAAGGCCAAUGCCCCACAACAAGGGUUUCACAGGCAACUGGGGCUACCCAGUUCCAUUUCCACAGGAGGUCCCGAACCCUAAAUGGGGUCUUUACAACCCCCCACAUUAUCAGGAGCCCACAAGGGUAAAUCAUUUCCCCCCUAUUCGUUAUGAUGGUCACCAACCAAGGAUGCAAUAGAUUUCUUUUUGUGUUUUUUUCUUCUGUUAGUUAAUCUUACACAAGCAAACAUACACUAGUAAAGCACUUAACACUGUUUCGAAUUUAAACCUGUUUAAACAUCCUGAUACAUUUUGAUAUAUUACAAACUGUUUUUAAAUGAAGUAAAUGGUCUUCUUAUAAUUUGAUUUCUAUAAAGAAUAAUUUUUUUAAUUAAAAAAAAGUAAUUAAAAAAUGUAAGCUUACUAACUAAAAAAAACUAUUUUUUAAGUAAUUAUUAUUUGUACAUUGUUAAAGAUGACAAUAAUUUUGGAAAGUGUAUUUGAAUAUUUGACUACUAAUGUUUUUAAGGAUUUAUCAUUUAUAAGCUUUAAUGGGCUGGAUUUAUUAAAAUCACUUAUAAAAACC